Molecule: messenger RNA, 584 nt
Organism: Laetiporus sulphureus 93-53
Lineage: Eukaryota; Fungi; Basidiomycota; Agaricomycetes; Polyporales; Laetiporaceae
Exons: 4
Coding region: 94-543 (149 amino acids)
Source: RefSeq, a predicted model, not a curated record
CCACCGAACAGCCGCCUCGUGUUGUUGCCGUCGAAAUACCCUGAUACGAGACUUAUCCUUGGGCUUGACCUCAGAUAGCGCGCUGCUCUAGAUAUGCAGCUCGGUAGGCAACUGCACCGGGAGCAGAUAGUGCGGUCCAUUACAGCAGUAGCUCUGGCAACCUUUUCAGCGCAUGCCCUAACACGGCUGGUCCCUCGUUCCACGAACACCUACAGCUUAAUGCAGAGUGCUGUGGCUAUGCUGAUGUUGGCUUCCAUGUCACUUCUCGUCGUCACGCACCGCAGGCACAACGGGCCGCUCCUCACGCGGGCGCAGCAGGAGACGAUGCUCGUCGUGGCAUUCGGCAUGGUCUGGUUCGGUGAGUACGUCCGAUCGGCAUGCGGGUGGCGAGCGGCGAUUAGACACGAAAUCCCUCUUGCAAAGGCCAUGCGGUCCGGCGCGGGAAGGGGAAGGUGGGAGCCGGGGCUCACGAAUGGGUGGAGGUCGUAUCCUUGCGGGGGCGACGCGGUAUCCUGCGUGGAGGAAGAGUGGAUUUGGUACUGAGAGUCGGCAUGAAGCAUAGGCACGUUGCGCAGUGAGCCCGC